AUUGUGAAUAUCUUUCUUACAUUUCAAGAUGACAUUCGAACACCCAGAGACCAAUGCGAUGGACCAGGCGAUAAAGAAUGGAUUUGGUGACCUGGAAGCGCUUCUUGCAACGUUACCACCCAUUAAAGAGCAAACGGUAGAAACCAUAACUGAAAACACCAUCGCAGUCAACAGCCAAUGCCCCGAUCCUCGAAUGAAAUUUGUUCUCGAGAGGCUCGUCACCCACUUGCACGCGUUCGCCAAGGAAGUAGGUCUUCAGACUGAUGAAUGGAUGCAGGGACUCCUUUUUCUCACUCGAACUGGUCAAAAGUGUUCCAAUAUACGACAAGAGUUUAUACUUUUGUCAGACGUCCUAGGAUUAUCCGCUCUAGUCAAUGCACAAUCUAAUCCCAAACCAACUGGUUGUACCGAGUCUACCAUCUUGGGACCAUUUCACACCGAGGACGCGGCUGAGAUUGCUCAAGGAGCCAGCAUCGUGGCGAAAGAGGGGGCUAACAGACUCUUGAUCAACGGCAAGGUAACCGAUAUGAAGGGAAACGCAAUCAAAGGUGCGAAAAUUGAUGUUUGGGAGACAGACGAGAACGGGUUUUACGAUGUACAACAUCCUAAUAGAGAGGCUCCGGACUGUCGUGGAAUAAUGACCACAGAUGAAGAUGGAGCUUUCAGCUUCAAAGCAGUCCUUCCAGUUCCCUAUCCAAUCCCUUCUGAUGGUACGGUUGCUGAACUGUUGAAGCACAUGAAGCGACAUUGCUUCAGACCUGCUCAUGUACAUUUCAAGAUUGACGCAGAGGGCUUCGAAACGUUAGUGACGGCGAUAUAUCUCAAAGGAGAUCCAUUUAUACACUCGGAUGUCGUCUUUGGCGUUCGAAAUUCAUUGAUUGUUGACCCUGUCGAGCAUCCUGCCGAUCAAUCUUCGUCUCAUCCAUACCGUACUUUAGAACAAAACUUUGUAUUACCAACUUUAGAUGAAGUAAAGCAUCUAAAGGAAAAGAAUCUCAAAGGAAAAGAGAUCAAGGUAGUUUAGUUUACUUUCUUCAUUUGAAGUUUUAGUUCUGCAAUAUUCUGGUUGCCUGAUAGGAUCACUUCAAUACGGUUUCUGAUGAAGUGAGCUAAGUGAUGUAUUCCUAGGCCUUUCUCCAGCUACUUGUACUCUCACAUUUAUUCAAGAUCUCGAAAAUUAUUCCUUGUACUCUGAAAGCAUGUUUAUGUGCUUCUG
Molecule: messenger RNA, 1216 nt
Organism: Melampsora larici-populina 98AG31
Lineage: Eukaryota; Fungi; Basidiomycota; Pucciniomycetes; Pucciniales; Melampsoraceae
Exons: 10
Coding region: 29-1024 (331 amino acids)
Biological process (GO): catechol-containing compound metabolic process
Molecular function (GO): catechol 1,2-dioxygenase activity; ferric iron binding
Source: RefSeq, a predicted model, not a curated record